Messenger RNA from Peronospora matthiolae, 336 nucleotides. The record is from the annotation of a GenBank genome assembly. NCBI's taxonomy places the organism in Eukaryota, Oomycota, Peronosporomycetes, Peronosporales, Peronosporaceae.
AUGGACCGAUCUGGGCAGCUCCUGGAAGAUAAGGCUCUCGCCAAAUUUCUUGGUGUCGAGGGCGUGGACUUUGACAGUGGUAGUGAUACCAAAGUCGAGGGGGAGGAGCAAUUUAAAACCAGCACACCUGUGCGUGGGGACAUUUCCCAUCCGGCACCUGAUCCGUUCCCCGAACGUUGUGCCGCGACCUCGCUGACUGAGCUGGGAGCAAUGUCCCCCAUGGAUACAUCCAUUAUCACUAACCCGCUUGACGAGGAGCAACAAUGCAUGCUCGAUCAAACAGCAAGCGCACGGCGCAAGUCAGAAUUUCAGACAACGUUGCAACGACACAGUUAA